AUGGCGGAGAGCGCGACUUCGGACGGCAAGCAAGCGACGGCGGGUAACUCAGCGUCCGGCGACACUUCGACGGGCAGCACCAAGACGGGCGUGACCAAGCGCGUCUCCUUCUCCAGCGCCACCAGCAAGACCUCCGACGCGGACAUGCGCGAGGCCGAUGGCAACGCCUCGACUGACGCUGCAACCCAGGAAACUGGUGACGCGAACUCAGAGUCCAAGGCUCCAGACGCAGGCGGCGUGGCUCCGGUCGUGGACAUGGAGGGCGCCCCUGAGUUCAAGUUACCACGACACGUGACGCUAGAGGACGUCAGGGGACUCAUCUUCGCAGGCAUGCUUCGGCAGGAGGAGGUCGAUCCCCCUGACUUUCUGGUCCCUGAACGCCCCCCGCACUGGAAACUGCCGGCUCCGCCGAAUCUCAAGACCAACGCGUAUCUCGUGGGGGUGCCAGGGAUCGUGAACGACAUUCGCGCGGGCGCGUUCGCCAUGGAAGGCUACGGCGGCGCGACCACGUUGGUCAGCUUCGAGGAGCUCUCCGACGAGGACCUUCAGGGGUUGAAGGAAGUCUGUGGCGCCGACGCUGGGAUCGAUGUCCUAUGUCCACGUCGUUCGCCUCUUUCAGCGUUCGAACUGGACAAUACCCUGAAUUCCAUCGGUAUUCGACGCGAGAUGGCCUCACUCCUGCGUCACUUCAACAGCACAAGGCUCGCUGAACGCGUGUUCAAGAUGACCGGUUACCUGCGUCGAGUCCUCGGGGCCUACCGAAACAUGCGUUCUCUGGCUGACUCUCAGCAGGGUUUCACCGCCACUCAGGAAGUAGUCGACACGCGACGCAAGUACAAGGAACUGAAGCGCGCCUGGAAAUUCACGUGCGACUACUGGUUCCUGGAGGUCCAAGAGGCCUUGGGCAAGGUGGAUGACGCUGAGUCCAAGUACAAAGUCGCGCUGGGCGAGCAGAAGACGCGGUAUCAAGACGAGAUUGAUUCUCUGGAGUCCGUGAAGGCGCAACUCAAGGCGCGCCUUGCCGACUCUGAGGCACAAGUGCGAAUCCUGAAAUCGCGUCUUGAGUCAGCCACCGUGGACCCCUGGAAGUUCUCCGAUUUCCUUCAAGAGCACACAGACUUCACGGGUAAUUGGGAGCACCUCCACGACCUCUUCAAGCUCUGCAUCAAGGGCUCGAAGCCUCCCGAAUCCUGGGACACUGUCAUCAACGUCACGGCCAUGGACAAGCGCAAGGCUGCGGUGGCCCCGUACCCAGAGAAAAGCACACGUAUGCCUCUGUCUUCGGGGUCUGGAUCGUCCGGUCGUCCUGAAAAUCUGGAUCUCACGGAUCCUAGCAGCAAGCCUCGCAGCGGUUCGAAGACCGGGGGCAAAACUCAGGAUUCCAAGAAAUCUCAGGGUUCCAAGAAAGGUCAAGACCCCGGAAAUCACGGGAUUCCAAGGCGCCGGGCGAGUCGCCACGGCGGUCGGCGCACCCUAAGCCUCACAAACGAGAAGACUGUGGUGUCCAAGGAGGCCGCACACACGAUGCUCCCGGGGGGUGUCGUCUGGAAGGAAGUUCGGCCAGACGUACGUCAGGCCAUUCUUGCUGGGCUCAAGUACGACACAGCCAUGGAGUGGAUUGGCAGCGACCGGGCGGCUCACGGGCACUUCAGGCAGCCGCAGCUGAUCAAGAUGCUCGUGAGCAUGAUGUACUGGUGUCGUCUUGACCUGACUCCCUGGGGCAAGUACGUCCCUGAAGCCUACUACGAAAUGGCAGACGAGCGUCUGGGCAGGUGCCUUCGACGCGCGCUCAAGCUGAUGGAGGACGUCGUGGACAUCAUGCACAAGCACGCACAGGCAAUCUGGGAGCGCGGGCAAUGGGUGCCUAUUCCGACUGAAGAACAAGCAGACGCCACCAUGGAAUCUCAGCGGAAGUCGCGUCGAAACGCGCUACGCAGAGCGUACAAGACGCUCGUCGAGCGCUCGCGCAACACUCCUGGGUUCAUCCCGUCGUUGAGGCACGAACCGGGUCUCUGGAAUUUCCCGGACAAGUGCUGCUACUGGAUUUAG
This is a messenger RNA of Phytophthora sojae, 2049 nucleotides long. RefSeq lists its product as hypothetical. Bases 1 to 2049 code for a protein of 682 amino acids. The record is from RefSeq and is a predicted model, not a curated record. NCBI's taxonomy places the organism in Eukaryota, Oomycota, Peronosporomycetes, Peronosporales, Peronosporaceae. The transcript is spliced from 4 exons.